AGCAGGUCAGUGACAGCUGCCGCCGUCCCGGACUAAGGACCGACGCGUGUCUCCGCCACAGUGCGUCGGUUAUGUGACGGUAUUGGAGCGCAGCCCGCGGGAAUAUUCCUUCACCGGGAAACGAGGAUUCUCGCGAAGUUCGGUUUCUUUUUCCACGCGACGCUGAGAGGGAAAUAGAAGAAGCGUCGCUUCAUUCAUUGACCUGAUUUGCCAUCACAUGGGUGUAAUAAUGCGCGAGCUCAACCUCGCAUCGUGCUCGAUGGCGCGUGCCUCUUCCGUGCCGAUGUCUGGAGUUGUUUGAGGAGCCGAUAAGCGGACGCAGCUCUUCCAGGUCCAUGUCCGUGCUGAGGGAGAGCAGCCUCACGGUGACAUGGAGAAAUCGGGACUAUACGGCCUCCUUUACUACUUACUCCUCAAUUUGCCCUUUAUGAUUCGUGCGAAUGCGACAUUUACGGAAGUCCCUAAAGAUGUGAGUGUGGGGGAGGGAGAGGAUGUGGAGAUGCCGUGUGCUUUCAAGGCUGUCAGCUCGGCGCCCAUGUCUCUGGAGAUCCAGUGGUGGUAUCUGAAGGAGGAUGUGCCUAAAGAAUUGCCUCACGAGCUGCAGAUCAGUGCACCAGCCAACCGAGCGAAGGUCGUUCCAAGGGAAGCUACAAAAAUAAGUUGCUUCCCUCUCUAUGGGUUCCAGACUGUGCGUGUCCAGGGAAAUGCCAUCUCCCACCGCCUCAGCCUGUCCAAGGUGAAGAAGGAAGAAGAGGGGCUGUACGAGUGCCGCGUGUCCGACCUGUGGGCCGAUGAGACUCAAGACUUUGCGGUUCAUGCCAUGCUGCAUGUAACGCUGGCUGACGCCAUGGUGGCCGAGGAGGCUGUGUCACACAUCCAGAGCCGCUGGCCCCUGAGGAAUACCAACACGGGACUGGGAGGUGGCAGAGAAGAGAAGGGCACCUCGGUGCCCGGCCAGGUGAUGGCAGGGGGUCAGAGGUCAGGGCAGGGGAGGCACAGAGUUCCUCAGCAAGCGCAGCCCGGCCUCUCGUCCACCACCACCACCAUCUCGGUGGCUAAGUCAUCGGCCUCAGCUCUCCUAGGGAACGCAGCCAUCAUCCGGCAGCAGCUAGGAGCCGGUUGCAGUAUGAUGAGCACCAUGCACCCCUUCCUUUGCAUCACUCUACUGUUCCUGCAUAAACUCCUUCCUCUCCUAUUGGACCACUGAAGAGACUUCAACCAAAAUUAUGCCGACAUGCAACGCUCUUACUACACCAAAAAAAAGCAAAACAAGUCAGUGCCCACCAGGGGAGCAAAGGUCACAUUAAGACAAUGUAUGCUGUUUAAACAAAAGGGAGUGCAAGCAAUGCAAAAAGGUCGGAGGUCGACACAAGAGACAAAAAUCGAAUGAGAUUAAUGCUUCUCUGACUUGAAACAGAGAUGGAAGUUUAGAGACUGUCAACCGAGCAAAGGGUGGGAAGGGUGAUGCACUUACAGUGAAUAACAGGACCAUCACUACUGAUCCGCAGUCCAGUGUGGCCACUUGAAUCGCGGCCUUUAGGCUACUCAGCACCUGCUUCAUGCAUGGCCCUCCUCAAAUAUUCCACACUCACAUUUAUUUUACAGCAUUUCCAUUCACUUGACAGCCAACAUUUCAAAAGGGGGGAGUCCUUCAGAAUUUUAUUCAUUCUAUGGAAAACACAUGUCCUUGAUUUUCUUUGGAAGGUCACGACUUGAUCAACAUAUUUUUCUGCAGCUGUGUGAAGCGUUUCCAUCAUACAGAAGUACCAUUCAUCCAGUGUGUUAGUCUGGCGUAUGCCAUAGCCAUCCCUCUCCUAAACACAAACAACUUCUGUUCUCAUAGCUGUGUUCUAUAAUGUAAACGAGUUGAUAUAUUUUGAUUAAGAUAUGGCAUAUCUUACCAUUGUUGUUGAUCACCUCCAAUAAUGUUUAUUUUUAUUAAAUAUGUGGUGAUGAAAGUGA
Gasterosteus aculeatus aculeatus (three-spined stickleback) is the source of this 1962-nucleotide messenger RNA. It is a transcript of the gene vstm2b, whose product is annotated as V-set and transmembrane domain containing 2B. NCBI's taxonomy places the organism in Eukaryota, Metazoa, Chordata, Actinopteri, Perciformes, Gasterosteidae. Gene Ontology annotation, cellular component: membrane. The record is from RefSeq and is a predicted model, not a curated record.